Messenger RNA from Cercocebus atys (sooty mangabey), 1413 nucleotides. RefSeq names its product acidic mammalian chitinase-like. Gene Ontology annotation, cellular component: extracellular region. The record is from RefSeq and is a predicted model, not a curated record. Gene Ontology annotation, molecular function: chitinase activity; chitin binding. The coding region runs from base 122 to 1345 and encodes 407 amino acids. Gene Ontology annotation, biological process: carbohydrate metabolic process; chitin catabolic process. The transcript is spliced from 9 exons. NCBI's taxonomy places the organism in Eukaryota, Metazoa, Chordata, Mammalia, Primates, Cercopithecidae.
UGCCUACCAGCUGACAUGCUACUUCUCCAACUGGGCCCAGUACCGGCCAGGCCUGGGGCGCUUCACGCCUGACAACAUCGACCCCUGCCUCUGUACCCACCUGAUCUACGCCUUUGCUGGGAUGCAGAACAACAAGAUCACCACCAUCGAAUGGAAUGACGUGACUCUCUACCAAGAAUUCAAUGGCCUGAAAAACAAAAAUAGUCAACUGAAAACUCUCUUGGCUAUUGGUGGCUGGAACUUUGGCACUGCUCCUUUCACUGACAUGGUUUCCACUCCUGCGAACCGCCAGACUUUCAUCAACUCAGUCAUCGAAUUCCUGCGCCAGUAUGAGUUUGAUGGGCUGGACUAUGACUGGGAGUACCCCGGCUCUCGUGGGAGCCCUUCUCAGGACAAGCAUCUCUUCACUGUCCUGGUGCAGGAAACGCGUGAAGCUUUUGAGCAGGAGGCCAAGCAGAGCAACAAGCCCAGGCUGCUGGUCACUGCUGCAGUAGCUGCUGGCAUCUCCACCAUCCAGUCUGGCUACGAGAUCCCCCAACUGUCGCAGUACCUGGACUACAUCCAUGUCAUGACCUACGACCUCCAUGGCCCCUGGGAGGGCUACACUGGAGAGAACAGCCCCCUGUACAAAUACCCGACUGACACUGGCAGCAACGCCUACCUCAAUGUGGAUUAUGCCAUCAACUACUGGAAGGACAACGGGGCCCCAGCUGAGAAGCUCAUCGUUGGAUUCCCAGCCUAUGGACAUACCUUCCUUCUGAGCAAUCCCUCCAAUCAUGGAAUUGGCGCCCCUACCACUGGUCCUGGCCCUGCUGGGCCCUAUACCAGGGAGUCUGGGUUCUGGGCCUACUAUGAGAUCUGUACCUUCCUGAAGAAUGGAGCUACUCAAGUAUGGGAGGCUAAUGAGGAUGUUCCCUAUGCCUACAAAGGAAAUGAGUGGCUUGGAUAUGAUAACACCAAGAGUUUCCAAAUCAAGGCUGACUGGCUAAAGAAGAACAACUUCGGAGGUGCCAUGGUCUGGGCCAUUGACUUGGAUGAUUUCACAGGCACUUUCUGCAAUGAAGGAAAAUUCCCUCUGAUCACCACCCUAAAGGAUGCUCUGGGCCUGCAGAGUACAAGUUGCAAAGCUCCAGCCCAACCCAUUACUCCCAUUACUGAGGCACCCUUCACAGGCAGUGUCAGCCCCAGUGAUAGUGGAUUCUGUGCCAACAAGGCCAAUGGCCUGUACCCUGACCCCACUGACAAGAAUGCCUUCUACAAUUGUGCAAAUGGGAAGACUUUCAUUCAGCACUGCCAGGCUGGCCUUGUCUUCGAAGCCUCCUGCUCCUGCUGCAGCUGGUCAUAGCAUGUGUCAGAUACCAUCUCACCCAGCCGCAGAAGUUGUUGUACAAUAAAAGGUUGAGCAUUACUGUA